AUGUCUCUUGUAGCCACGAUAAUCGUUCUCUUUUUUCACAUCAUUACAUUUUUUCUCUUUACCACCACCACAGCCUCAUCAUCACCUCUCGGCGGUAUCACCGUCGACUUAAUCCACCGUCGCUCCAACUUCUCUUUUUCGCGACCCUCUAACACUGAUGAUGGAUCUCCGUAUGCUAACACCGUCUUUGAUAAAUUCGAGUAUCUAAUGAAACUACAAAUCGGUACUCCUCCUGUCGAGAUCGAAGCUAUCUUAGACACGGGAAGCGACAUCAUAUGGACACAAUGCUUGCCUUGUCUUCACUGCUACGACCAAACAGCUCCCAUAUUCGACCCUUCGAAAUCCUCAACCUACAAAGAGAAACAAUGCGUCGACCAACCAGACCACACCUGUCCUUACGAAGUUGUCUACGCAGACGAAACCUACUCCAAAGGAACGUUCGCGACCGAGACCAUCACCAUCCAGUCAACUUCAGGAAAGCCCUUUGUGAUGGCCGGAACCACCAUUGGUUGUGGCCACAACAACUCAGGGACUAUGCAGUCUAUGCCCCAGGCCGCUUCGGGCAUUGUUGGUCUAGAUUGGGGAUCUUUAUCGCUCAUCUCACAGAUGGGAGGAAACUACCCCGGUCUUUUCUCUUAUUGCUUUUCCAGUAAAGGAACUAGUAAAUUCAACUUUGGAGCUAAUGCUGUUGUGGCGGGAGAUAGUGUAGCAACCACUAUGUUUAGAAGGGAUGACUCCUAUUACCUUAACCUAGACGCGAUCAGCGUUGGGAAUACUAGAGUUGAGACGUUAGGGACAACGUUUCACUCUUCAGAAGGAAACAUAGUCAUAGACUCUGGAAGCACUUACACGUACUUGCCCGAUAGCUACUGCAACAAGGUGAAGGAUGCUGUUGGCAAUGCUGUGAAAGCUGAACGAGCAACUUCUUCGGGUGAGCUGCUUUGCUACAAUACCAACGACAUAAAUAUAUUUCCGGUGUUCACAAUGCAUUUCUCGGGAGGUGCUGAUCUUGCGUUGGAUAAGUACAAUAUGUUUGUGGAGAAUGGAAAUGUGUAUUGUUUGGCGAUUAUCUGUGGUGAUGCAAUCUUUGGAAACAGAGCACAGAACAAUUGGUUGGUUGGUUAUGAUACUUCUUCACAGCUUGUUUCUUUUAAGUCCACCGAUUGUUCUGCAUUGUACGGUUAA
This is a messenger RNA of Thlaspi arvense, 1185 nucleotides long. Lineage: Eukaryota; Viridiplantae; Streptophyta; Magnoliopsida; Brassicales; Brassicaceae. The record is from the annotation of a GenBank genome assembly.